AUGGGCGAGAUCAAUGUUUAUGCCAAAACUGUAACUCCACCAAGACAUGCAAAAUCUUGCCCAUCCUAUGAUUUUUCCAGGAAGCAUAACGUUUCAAAGAAAUCUUCAAGUUCUGCCACGUCAUGGUGGAAUUCACCAGAGACAAAGAGGAAAAAACGUGUUGCAAGAUAUAAGCUUUAUACCGUCGAAGGAAAAGUUAAGUCUUCUUUAAAGAAAGGGUUUCGUUGGGUCAAGAGAACCUGCUAUAGGAUUAUACAUCUAUAG
Dovyalis caffra is the source of this 264-nucleotide messenger RNA. The record is from the annotation of a GenBank genome assembly. NCBI's taxonomy places the organism in Eukaryota, Viridiplantae, Streptophyta, Magnoliopsida, Malpighiales, Salicaceae.